AUGGAAAUGGACGUGGACAUGGACGUGGACGUGGACGUGAACGUGGACGUGGACGUGGACGUGGACAUGGACGUGGACGUGGACGUGGGCGUGGACAUGGACGUGGACGUGGACAUGGACGUGGUCGUGGUCGUGGACAUGGACGUGGACGUGGUCGUGGACGUGGACGUGGACGUGGACGUGGACGUGGAGUGGACGUGGUGGAGGACGUGGACAAUGGACUUGGACCUGGACGUGCACGUGGACGUGGACGUGGACGUGGACGUGGAUGUGGACGUGAACGUGGACGUGGUCGUGGUCGUGGACGUGGUCGUGAUCGUGGACGUGGACGUGGACGUGGACGUGGUCAUGGACGUGGACGUGGACAUGGACGUGGUCGUGGUCGUGGACAUGGACGUGGACGUGGUCGUGGACGUGGACGUGGACGAGGUGGACGUGGAGGACGUGGACGAGGACGUGGAGGACGUGGACGAGGACGUGGAGGACGUGGACGUGGACGUAGACGUGGACGUGGACGUGGACAUGGACGUGGACGUGGACGUGGACGUGGACCUGGACGUGGACCUGGACGUGGACCUGGACGUGGACGUGGACGUGGACAUGGACGUGGACGUGGACAUGGACGUGGACGUGGACGUGGACGUGGACGUGGACGAAGACGUGGACGUGGACGUAGAAAUGGACGUGGACGUGGACGUGGACAUGGACGUGGACGUGGACAUGGACGUGGACGUAGAAAUGGACGUGGACGUGGACGUGGACGUGGACGUGGACGUGGACGUGGACAUGGACGUGGACAUGGAUGUGGACAUGGACGUGGACGUGGACAUGGACGUGGACGUGGACAUGGACGUGGACGUGGACGUGGACGUGGACGUGGAAAUGGACGUGGACGUGGACGUAGAAAUGGACGUAGACGUGGACGUGGACGUGGACAUGGACGUGGACGUGGACAUGGACGUGGACGUAGACGUGGACGUGGACGUGGACGUGGACGUGGACAUGGACGUGGAGAAUGGACGUGGACGUAGACGUGGACGUGACGUGGACGUGGACGUGGACGUGGACGUGGACGUGGACGUGGACGUAGAAAUGAACGUGGACGUGGACGUGGACGUGCACAUGGAAUGGACGUGGACAUGGACGUGGACGUGGACGUGGAACGUGGACGUGGACGUGGACGUGGACAUGGACGUGGACGUGGGCGUGGACAUGGACGUGGACGUGGACGUGGACGUGGACGUGGACAUGGACGUGGACAUGGACGUGGACAUGGACGUGGACUGGACGUGGACGUGGACGUAG
Messenger RNA from Closterium sp. NIES-65, 1305 nucleotides. The record is from the annotation of a GenBank genome assembly. NCBI's taxonomy places the organism in Eukaryota, Viridiplantae, Streptophyta, Zygnematophyceae, Desmidiales, Closteriaceae.